AUGAGCGCAGUAUUUGUGCUUCUACAACAUGUGGCUAUUGUUCAUAUUAUUUCGGUUGACUGUGCUAAAAAUUAUUCGUACACCGGAGCCCCUACACUGGAUGAAAUAUCUGUGAUGGUGACCGGCUUUGCGUAUGAAAAUGGCAAGAGAAUUGUAUGGGAUGACGCAUACGACGAGAGAAGCAAUUUGAAAUAUGUCAUGCUGUUUUAUUCUAUGCUCAGAACAAGUGAAUACGCGUUGUACCAAAAUUCAUCUAUCCGUGAAGCGUUUCUUGGUAUCGGCUCAUAUGAAAUCCAGAAAGGAUCUGCAUGCAUUAGAAUUAAGCUCGUAUUUAAUAAAACAGCAUUACAACGCCGAAAAGUAAAUUUCCAAUCAGCGGAAUUUUUGCGAACAAUAUUUGAUCUAUUCAAAUCUUAUGCAAACUGCGGUGACCUGGGUGACCAAAUUUAUUUUGGCAUAAUAAUAGAAAUUGCAAGUGAGAUCGACGGCACUACUUACUAUUUUCAUCCGAACGAAGUAUUUACGCGUCCUGAAGAAAGAACAGAUUAUUCCCAGUCACAAUGUUCAGGCUCCUCAACUAACAAUCCAGCAAGGCACAUAUGGAUUAUCCUGCUGAUGAAAUGCACAAAGACAUUACUGUGA
This is a messenger RNA of Dicrocoelium dendriticum, 642 nucleotides long. The record is from the annotation of a GenBank genome assembly. Lineage: Eukaryota; Metazoa; Platyhelminthes; Trematoda; Plagiorchiida; Dicrocoeliidae.